AUGGUUGAUUUUAUUUACUCCAACAUCAUUUGUCGAUUUGGCAUUCCAAAGAUAAUAGUCAUAGAUAAUGCUGCGAAUCUCAAUAGCCAUUUGAUGCAAAAAGUGUGCCAACAAUUUAAGAUUAUGCAUCAAAAUUCAACGCCUUAUCGUCCGAAAGCGAAUGGAGCUGUAGAAGCUGCCAACAAGAACUUAAAAAAAAUACUUCGCAAGAUGGUGCAAGGUUUCCGACGAUGUCAUAAAAAGUUACCUUUUUCUUUAUUGGGUUAUCAUACUACAGUUCGGACUUCAAUUGAUGCAACUCCUUACUUGUUGGUGUACGGAACUGAAGCAGUUAUACCUGCAGAGAUUGAAAUUUCAUCUCUUCGAGUAGUUGUGGAAACUGAAAUUGAUGAUGACCAAAGGGUCAAGACUCGUUUAGAGCAGUUAAGCUUGAUUGAUGAAAAAAUAUUAACAUCAGUAUGUCAUGGACAACUACACCAGAAGAGAAUGGCACGAGCAUAUAACAAAAAAGUGUGUCACAGAUAUUUUGAAGUUGGUCAGUUAGUACUAAGACGCAUUUUACCCCAUCAAAUUGAAGCCAGAGGCAAAUUUUCUCCUAAUUGGCAUGGACCAUUCAUAGUGAAGAAAGUGAUGCCUAAUGGCGUGUUAUAUUUGACUAAUGUAUAA
Molecule: messenger RNA, 666 nt
Organism: Capsicum annuum
Lineage: Eukaryota; Viridiplantae; Streptophyta; Magnoliopsida; Solanales; Solanaceae
Exons: 1
Coding region: 1-666 (221 amino acids)
Biological process (GO): DNA integration
Molecular function (GO): nucleic acid binding
Source: RefSeq, a predicted model, not a curated record